Molecule: messenger RNA, 2277 nt
Organism: Coregonus clupeaformis (lake whitefish)
Lineage: Eukaryota; Metazoa; Chordata; Actinopteri; Salmoniformes; Salmonidae
Product: translocating chain-associated membrane protein 2
Exons: 11
Coding region: 442-1356 (304 amino acids)
Biological process (GO): SRP-dependent cotranslational protein targeting to membrane, translocation; protein insertion into ER membrane
Cellular component (GO): endoplasmic reticulum membrane
Source: RefSeq, a predicted model, not a curated record
CUUCCAACGCUAGCGGAAGUUCGGAGGUAGAAAGUGCAGAGGAAGGGCAAGAUAAGACACGAGAGGAACAUGGAGGUGAGGAGGAGCAUAAAGUGAUUAUGAAGUUUAGGGAGGAAGGGGGAGUUGGGGCGAUGAGUCCGAUAAGGUUGACGGCUGUGAUAAAAGAGUUGAUUGGGGAAGUUGUUAAUGCUAAAGUGUUAAGAUACGGGAGAUUGUUGGUGUGCUGUAAGGACAUGGCGCAGAGGGAAAAAGCUAUCGGAGUGAAGCAAAUAGGGAAAUGUAAGGUGGACUCGAGCAGCUGGACUGAUCAAGCAGUGGAGUAAAGGGGUGAUAACAGGAGUGCCUGUGAGUGUUAGCACUAAAGAGGCAACAGCAAAGACUGCCAUACUGUUUAUUCAACCUCAGUACAACAUCAGCACACUGUCACCAGAGGGAGAGGUGAUGUUGUACCGGUACGGCUGGCAGGACUGCACCACCAUCCUCUUCUAUUUCUUCAUCACCAUCAUCCUCCACGCCGUGGUGCAGGAGUACGUCCUGGAUAAAGUGAAUAGGCGCCUCAAUCUCUCAAAAAGCAAGAACACCAAGUUCAGUGAGUCAGGCCAGCUGUGUGUGUUUCACCUGGUGUCCAGCGUGUGGAGUUUCUACAUACUUAUAACAGAAGGAUACCUGUUUCACCCUAGCAGUCUUUGGGAGAACUACCCACAUGUCCACCUCCGCUUUCAGGUGAAGUUAUUCUUCCUCACUCAGCUGGCCUACUGGCUUCACGCCCUGCCUGAGCUCUACUUCCAGAAAGUACGCAAGGAGGAGAUCCCUCGCCAGCUGCAGUACAUCUGCCUCUACCUGCUGCACAUCUCUGCAGCAUACCUGCUCAAUUUGAGUCCUGUGGGCCUGGUACUCCUCUGUCUGCAGUACCUGUCUGAGCUGGGCUUCCACAUCGCCAGAAUGUUCUACUUCACUGAUGAGAGCCACCAAAAGAUGUUUGACCUCUGGGCCGUGAACUUUGUGUUCACGCGGAUGGUGACCCUCACCCUUGUGUUCCUGGCUGUGGGUUUCGGGUUGGCCCGUGCCGAAAAUCAGGGGCUGGACUGGAACAUGGGCAACUUUAACACUGUGCUGAUACGGAUGCCUGUGUUGUUGCUGGUGAGUCUGACCCAGUCCUGGCUCCUGUGGAAGUUUAUCCAUUUCCAGCUGAAGCGGUGGCGAGAGUUCAGACACGCACAGGCCGCUAGGAAGAGGGCCGCCGCCAAGCAAACCCCCCGACCGCUGAAGAGAGACUCCCUUGGCCACCAUGAAAACGGCACAAUCAAAGCAGAGAACGGAGCAUCUCCUCGACCCAAGAAGAUCAAGGCACCUUAAUGUCUCCACCCAUCAUGGCUGCCCUAACAGUGACCCUGAUUAUAUGGCUUAUCAAUCAGAGGAACAGGAAACUGGUCCCACACAAUUCAUCCUCUUCCUGUUUUGCAUAUUUUCCGGAGGUGACGUGGGGGCUGCGUCUGUCGCUAUUGACACAACAAGGCUUAAAAAAUGCUGGAUGAAAAUGAAAUUCCAAAACCAAACCCCCCUCGAGCCCUGAACAGACAUUUACUCUCAUAUCAGUAUUUAUUUUAUACAGCUGCCUGUUAUGGACACUGGUUCUGAUCUCCCUGUAUACUGAACGAUGUAUGUUAUUUGUGGCACAAUGUAUACUGUGUGUCAUAUUGAAUGUGUUGAUGCCUGUUCCUCGUGUGUUAAUAACUGUACUGGCCUGGGGUUUGUCAAGAUGCCGCUGUCUUUGAGCUCUGCCGUUGUUGUCGUUGAAUGAGCCGGCUUCGCUUUUGUUUCAUAGCAUGGGUCGUAUUCAUUAGGCACCAAACGGAAGAAAACUGACUGAAACAUGGACGGAUUGGACUUGUACAAUAAACACUCAUUUUCGGUUUCUGUUGCAAAAUGUUUUGUGCCCUAAUGAACACGACCCUGGUUACUUGGUGCAGGAAGGAUGUUGCUGGUUCUACAGUGGCCCUAAAGGUACAUCAGCGCGUGCUGGCUUUGAUGCUACCCAAUCAGUGAUGGGCGGGACCAAUUCUGGGGCUCUGGUUACUCCUUGACCCCUCCCUCUGGGUCAUGGUCGGAGUGAGUCGGACCGUGCUGUGGUCACUUUACACUAACCAGGACCAUCCUGAUGACCAGCAGAUAUGUUGGAUAAUACUGCAUGCUAUUCAAUUGUUUUUGUUAAAGAAGUCUCUAUUUUUACUUUAUUAAAUAAUGCAUUGUUCUCAAAUGCUGAGGUUUGAACAGUUA